GUCAACAUCUUCUCAACUGCGACCAACGUCGAUUCAGCACUUCCCUUUCCACUUCGUUCUGAACCCUGUACAUAUCGCCUUCUGCUCCUUUUCUUCUCGACAGCAGCCUUCGUGUAUUACUACCGAUCUCCGUAGACGUGUUCCGGUCUCAUCCCCUACGAGUACCAGCGCGCAAGGAUGCCCGACCUCUCUCACUAAAUUAUCCGCGCGCCAACCUACUUCCGGCUGCCUCCUCUCGGCGCAGGCGCAAAGACCCUCACUCCCUAUAUCGCCAUGGUAUCUCAUUCGAUACAGGACCGGACGAACGAGUUCCGCACCAUCCUAGCCCAAGCACAGAAGAGACAGUCUGCCACAAAAGGGGGCCCUCAAAGGCAGUCCCUAUUAAAUGAAGCACAGAAAAGAGAAGCAAAUGGCACACCCAACGGGCCUUCAAGAGGUUCGAGGUCUGAAUUUGCUCGCAAUGCUGCCCAGAUUGGACGUGGCAUCACCGCCACUAUGGGAAAACUGGAAAGACUCGCCCAGCUUGCAAAGAGAAAAGCCAUCUUCGAUGACCGGCCAGUCGAAAUCUCCGAGCUCACCUACGUUAUCAAACAAGAUCUAGCCAGUCUGAAUUCCCAGAUCUCAGCACUUCAACAUCUGACACAAUCGCAACAUCCCACCGCAUCCCUCCCACGAUCCGCGGAUCAAGAAGGCCAGCAUAACAAGAAUGUCGUCCUCAUGCUACAGAACAAAGUGACAGACGUCGCUGCAAAUUUCAAGGAUGUGUUAGAAGUGCGGACAAAAAACAUCCAGGCCUCAAGGUCAAGGACAGAGAACUUUGUGUCAUCAGUCUCCGCACGUUCUCAGACACAUUUGGAUGAUACGAGAUCCGAGUCACCAUUGUACCAGAAUUCCAGUCGACAAAGGACGCCGCAAACGUCUACGAAUGACCUGUUGACCCUGGAACCCUCGAAUACGUCCACAUUGAUGAGAAACGGGCCGCAGUCGGAACAUCAGCUAUUACUGAUGGAAGAAGCCCAGCCGACAAACAUGUAUAUUCAAGAACGAGGUCAAGCCAUCGAAGCAAUUGAACGGACGAUCAACGAGCUAGGUGGUAUUUUUGGACAGCUCGCCAGUAUGGUCUCUGAACAGGGUGAAAUGUUGCAACGGAUAGACGCCAACACUGAGGAUGUGGUUGAUAACGUUCAGGGUGCCCAGCGGGAGCUCUUAAAGUAUUGGAACCGAGUACAAGGGAACCGCUGGCUUGUGGCCAAAAUGUUCGGUGUACUUAUGAUAUUCUUUCUAUUGUGGGUGUUAAUAUCUGGCUAAAUGCUCAAAGCGACAGCCGUAAGAUGCUCGGCACACCGAAACUUCUCUCUAGAAGGGAUUUUAGAAUAUGAAAGAUCUGUCAUCCGGGAAUCACGAAAGCUUUACAGUUAUUUUGACUUAAGCUGCUGACCGUGAUAGCAUGGCGAACCUCGUGAGGAAGGAGAUGAAUUCUCAAAGAUCAGCCAGUUCCCAUCAGAUAAAGGUCGCCACCCGGCUCCUGACUUUGGCGGACAUCAAGCAUAUUUCAGCGAUCAUGUGGAAUAUGAACUCCAGGAAGUCGAAGAAUACUUGAUUGCCUUCGUCUACAGGGCUGUAUCUUGGCAGAGCGAAGAUGCAACUUUCCAGGGAUCUUGGACGGACAUAGACCGCCAUGGCUGGGUCCCGUCGGUUCUUUCUAUCGUAAAUGCGUGCAUGGUACUUUGAGCGUAGGAAAGACAGUCGCGGACCAACAUUGGACCUGGACCGUGGUAUAUUCGAGGUCGAUUUAAUCAAGGAGACAGUUCUACAACUGGCGCAUAAUCUUGACAUUAUUAUUUCAUGGGUAUCGCUUGGCUGUAGUCGACUUUUCAUGGCUCCAA
Exophiala xenobiotica is the source of this 1886-nucleotide messenger RNA. RefSeq lists its product as uncharacterized. Gene Ontology annotation, molecular function: SNARE binding; SNAP receptor activity. Gene Ontology annotation, biological process: endoplasmic reticulum to Golgi vesicle-mediated transport; intracellular protein transport; vesicle fusion. Gene Ontology annotation, cellular component: SNARE complex; endomembrane system; Golgi membrane. NCBI's taxonomy places the organism in Eukaryota, Fungi, Ascomycota, Eurotiomycetes, Chaetothyriales, Herpotrichiellaceae. The transcript has 2 exons. The record is from RefSeq and is a predicted model, not a curated record. Bases 274 to 1308 code for a protein of 344 amino acids.